Drosophila sechellia is the source of this 4169-nucleotide messenger RNA. RefSeq names its product Serpin 53F (gene Spn53F). NCBI's taxonomy places the organism in Eukaryota, Metazoa, Arthropoda, Insecta, Diptera, Drosophilidae. The record is from RefSeq and is a predicted model, not a curated record. The coding region runs from base 417 to 1556 and encodes 379 amino acids. The transcript is spliced from 2 exons. Gene Ontology annotation, molecular function: serine-type endopeptidase inhibitor activity.
CGUGGCCACUUGCGCUGCUUGGUUAGAAAGGGAAAACUAUAUAAUGAAAAGGAAAUGCCAAAAAUUGAGAAGAGACAAAGCAGGCUGCACGAAACGGGAGUGAGGUCAUUAAUCGUGGAGAAGCCAAAGCAGACGCAAGUGGACUCGUUGACUGCGCACAGCUGCAUAAAAAUUAUAUUGUGAAAAGAGUUAUGAGCAACGCUGAUAUGGACGGACGGACGGACGGCGAGGACCCUGAUAUUCUUAACCCGACAAAUACGUAAAAAUUAAUUCAAGAUAUCGAUAUUGCCAUCAGUAAGUGGCUCAUGUAUCACCUCUAGAAUUGCAAUUUUCACGCAAAGAGUUUACAAUUACACGCUUGAUUGUGGGCAUCUUAGCUUUAAAACUGAACACAGUAUUAAAUAAUUUUAUACAUAAUGUACGUGCUCCUACUAAUCCUUUUAGGAAUCUCACGCUACAGGGCUCAGAAGAAUUCGCAAUUGCCAGAUGGAUUUUACGCAGCCAUAGUGAACAGCUUUUCGAACAGGAACAUUAUGUUCUCCACGGAGAUGAUACGAUCCAGCAUGCUGUUCAUCUAUGUGGGCGUGGAGGAGGGUGAAUCCGAGCAAAUUCGAAAGGCUAUGCACUACCGGGGAACACAUCUAUCUGAUUACAAGCCGAAAACCCAGAAAAUCUUUGUUAUGAGUGCGCAGAAGGCACCAGUGGCCAAGAGUGUUACCCGAUUCUAUGUACGUCUGAAUAUGAAGAUGUCCACGGAUUAUAGACUUUUUAUGCGGCAUACAGAGGGAAGAGCUCGUAAUAUCGCCUUUGUUCGUGAAAAACUAGACGAGGUGAAUACAUUUUACAGCCGUGAAAUGGGCGAGCAAAUGGGGCAGGUGGUAAAAGAAAGCUGGUGGAAACCGAACAGCCAAGGACUCCUCAUAAAUGCCAUUUUCUUCAAUUUGAGUUGGGCGCGGACUUUCAAUCCGGAAGCCACAUAUCCCCGGGAGUUUCGAGUAAAUGCCGCAAAGAGCGUUAUGAUACCCAUGAUGCACGAGGAUAGUAAGUUUGCAUUUGGCAUCCUAGGGAAUCUUAAAGCCACCGCCAUUUUGGUGCCCUUUUCCCAGGGAGAUCUCCAAAUGCUCUUGAUAAAGCCCGAUCAGCCUGAUGGACUUGCUGCCUUGCAAAUGAUGCUGCAGGCCAUGAAUAUCUUAAGUGUUGCCGGGAACCUCACAAUGAUGGAUGUGUUUGUGGGUAUUCCAAAGUUUAAGAUACACAGUGAUCUAGAACUCUCUCCAGCUUUUGAAAAGAUGGGCAUCAAGGAUAUAUUCAAGCCGAGCAAGUCAUUUUCAACAUUGCUUCACAGGAAUACCGACUUUCGGAUUGACCGAAUUAUCCAUGUUGUCACCUUUGAGUUUCAGGAGCAGGGCAUUGGUACACCAAGUACGGAUGUUGGCAAUGGUAGUUUGACACACACCUUUAAUGGGGUGAAAUAUUUUCUGGCUACUCAUCCUUUUGCUUUCUACAUCAUAGAUAACACAUCCAUUUUCUUUGCCGGUCAUGUAACAAGCUUUUAGAAAUUAAAAAAAUAUAUAUAUCAAAUUAUUGGUGAAUAAUACAUCAAUAGCUAAUGGGUCAGGUAAUUUUUAUAUUCUCACCGUUUGUGGGGAAAUAUUAUUGCAGAGCUAUAAUGUUUAUGAAUCGUUUCGUGUAUUAAAAAAAUAAUGUUAAUUUGUGGUCGAGCCAUAUUCAUUUCAUUCGGCUCCCGAAAUAUCUUUUGAUUAGCCAAAGGAAUGGCACUGGUUGUGCGCCAUAAGAAUCCAGGUCAUGUAGUCCACAUAUAAAUCCCGGCAAAUUCAUGCAUGACCCAUAAAAACCAAUGCCCCCACUUGGCCAACGGACUUCCCGGCACUCCAGGAACAUAUUUCCUAUUUAUGACUGCAACUUUCGGUCGAGUCCGGGUAGGGUGCAAAAAUUUCAACACGCUCACACAAAAAUUGCCAAUUAAGCGCAUUUAUGACUGCAGCGCAGCGGAAGUAUGUGCGGCAUGCAACUAGCCGGGUAGAAGUCGGGGUCACCACCCCCGGAAUCACCAGCUCCCGGUGGAAACAGUGUCUGGCCCAUAAACAUCCUUAAUGCGAGGACGUGUGCACUCCGAAGACGCUCGUCGGAUUAUUAAGAAACAAUGAAGACGGGACGUCGCUAGAAGCCAUAAAAGCGGACACAUAACGCCCGCUUUAUGGCGCAAGUUAAAACCGGAAACAAAAUAGUUGACACCGCGCGGACAUUGACCAUCGGAUACUAGGGGGUGUUUAAAGGGAGCUGGCUGACGCAUACUCUCGUAAAACUUGGGUCAAUGACGAAAACAUAAUUUGUAAUUUGAAUUUGCUUCGUGUUCGAGCAUAAGCAAUGAGCUUACCAGAAUGUCCUUCGCAGUUGUCCUUUGGCUUUAAGGGAUUCAGCUCGCGUUUUGAUCAUGGCGCAUAUAAUUCGUUGGAAUAGUGAUUGCUGCUGCUGGAGAAGAGGCUUGUGGAUUGUCACUACAGGAAAUCAGCAGGUGUGAUAUAUUGUUUAUAACAUUUUGGCGUGUGUUCAGCAAACCCUUGACGUUGAAUAAUAAUUAAAUUUUCUUAUAGUUGUAGCUUUAUCUAUUCAUUGUGUGGCUUGAAUGAUUUGUGGUUCCUUGUAUGCGAUAAGAGACUGAGAUAAUGUUUAGAAACGAUGGUAAGGUGAAUUCAAUUAAUCAGUUAAAUCAAAACUUUGUUAAUUAAUUGCAAGACUUAACAUCCAGAAAGGUGAUAUGAGUAAAUUAAUUUAUCAGUCUCACGAAAUUGUGUUAAUUAAUUUUGAGAUUCCAGACCAAAUUAACUGAGGAACGAAUUACACGAGUAACUCCACAUUGCAGCGAGAUAUAAACUGAAAUUAAAAAAUAUCUUCUACAUGGGGAGUUGCGUCUUGGGCUGAGCCCUUGGCUUUGGGGUAAGGGAUUCCUUUUUCCUUCGACUGAUUUAUGCGCUUAUCACGCAAGCGUCGCCGUUUUUAUGUCGCUGUCGUCGCCGUCUGUCGGCCAUAAAUGUCCUGGCCCGAGUCCUGGUCACAAAUUUGCCAGUUUAAUGCUCCCUCGGAUCUCGACUAGCGCUUUUCAAUUUCUCCACACAUACCUGCGAAAUGGCUUAGGCUCAUCCUUCGCCCUUCGUGACAGUUUUUCAUUACGCACAAAUCCUUCGGGCAUACACAGUCACAUUAAAAAAGGAUGUUGACUAAGAGCCAAAAGUAAAGAGGAACAGGGUGCGAUGUAAGCAAACAGCGAAUGGAGACUGCCGUUUUAGGAAUUUCAUAAAAAUCGUUGCCGGCUUAUCGCAGCUUUAAGAUGUCUGUGGGUGCUCGCAUGUCCUUUGCCCUGCAACACUUUCAAAGUGACAUUAUGCAACUUUGAGCGGCAGCAACAAGAACUGCAGCUAUCUAAAUUACCCAGAGACAUCCGGCAUGGCAGGACGCUCUUAUGCGCUCAAGGAUCAACAGGAAGCGCCCCAAGGAGUCUGACUAGCUCCAUGUGUUGCAUUUUGCCUUCAUGUUUUUUUUGUUACGUUCCUUUGCCCUGCAAAUUUCAUUUGGCACUGCGACAGGAAGGAAAUGUGAGCAUGCAAAGCCGAAAAAGGUCCUGCAUAGACAGAGAUAAGUUGCGCAGCAGUCGCCAAUUAAUCCGUCGUCCUGGACGUGUUAACAUUCCGCCACUUCAGAACCAGAGAUCAAGUGGCCUCCAGUCAAGGCCAGAAGUCACGUAUUCUGGAGAACGGGGCAGCCAAAGCUUCAAGCCAAAAUCGGUUUCUACCUUUAUUUUCAACUUGUUUGGGAGAUAUUGCAUGAUUUCAAUGAUUUCAAAUACGCUCAAAAACCUGGCCAUUGGCGCCACAGUUCACAGUGGACACGCUUCUAGGAGCGUGGACGUAAUAAAUGGUCAAUAAAUUCCCAACUGAAACCGAUAUCAAAGGAAUGCAUUUUCCCGAUGAGUUAUUGAUAUAAAUAUAAUCAAAAUAAGCCGGCCCACUAAUCAUCAGCGAAAAAUUGCGAUCUCCAGUCAAUACGUCUGCUCGGAAUUCUGAUUAGACAAACUAAUCGCCAGUCAGACCCCAUGCGUGAAAAAAACCCCUUAGGGAGCGAUAAGAUCCCAUGCAGUCACAAAUCACAUC